This is a messenger RNA of Kogia breviceps (pygmy sperm whale), 3352 nucleotides long. The record is from RefSeq and is a predicted model, not a curated record. NCBI's taxonomy places the organism in Eukaryota, Metazoa, Chordata, Mammalia, Artiodactyla, Physeteridae.
GAGAGGGAGAGAUAAAUGAAUCUCAAAGGCCAAACUCGGGCCAGAGGAGAAAGCCGGAGGGUGAGCCGGGCUGACCUGACUCCGAGCUUUCCCGGAGUUAAUUCGCGGAGGAGUUCGCUCCCCCCGCAAGGGCACGCGACGCCAGCGGGCAGCCAGCCCCCGCGCAGAAUGGCUCCUGAACAACUUAUUUCACCUUCUUUGAAAGAAGGUGAUAUAAGCGCGCUUUCUCUUUCCGCCGACUCCAAACCGCCCCGGCAGGCGCGCGGCGGGGCGACGUCCUCCGCGCCGUCUGGAACCCUGCACACCCGCGCGCGGGCACCGGGGAGAGGGACAAAGAGUUUGGGCCAAGUUUGAGCUCCGGGCACUGCCAGGCUCGGGGGAAGGAAGGUCCCCCGGGCGGACACCUGGGUGCCGAAGGUGGAGCAAGGAGAAAAAGCUACCCGGCGAAUUCUCGACCCUGGGGAUGGGGGGGGGCGGGGGGGGGGCGGGGGCCAAUCCCGGCCGAGCGAGUGGCGGGCGAGUUGGGGCUCCGGAAGGCAGGCCUUUCUCGCUCCGAAGUAAAGCCAACCGUCCUGCCAGUCCACCCGGGUUCCCGCAGUCCCCCGGGAAAACUCCUUCCCCUCUUGCACCAAACUUUGCGCCCGGCUUAGCAACCUCCGGAGCAGGCUGCGGCGCAGGAAGGGUUAAGACUGCCAGUCCCAGCUGACAGUCAGCUGAUUGGGCCCUGAUUGACAGCUCGGAAAAGUUUCCUUGUUUCUGUAUUAUGCUAAUCGCGGCCGCUUCGCCGCCUCCCAUUGGUCCGGAGUACCAGUCAAUUUCCCUUUUGGGCCUGACGUCACAAGUGCUAUAAAACUCAGCAAUUGCUUUAAACUCUUCUUGCUGGAUCAGAGGCUUUAAAAUCUUUUUUUCAUCUUCGAGCUGUAGCUCGGGCUGCUCGUCGGCUCGGCCUCUCCCCUUUUGCUCUCCGCCUCGCCUUUCCCCAGGACUUCGCUAUUUCGCUUUAAAAAAAAAAAAAAAAAAAGGCAAGAAAGAACUCCGCUCCCCCCUCCCUUUCCUCCAGCCCGGCUGCACCUCUGUCUUGCACUUUGCACGGAGGGAGGAAGACUGAGAGGUUGAGAGAGAGAGAGAGAGAGAGGAAAGAAAAAAAAAAAAAAAGAGCCAGGCAGAAGAGGAGGCGAGAAGCAUGAAGUGUUAACUCCCCCGUGCCAAGGCCCGCGCCGCCCGGACAGCGGCCCGCCGCGCCUCCAGCCCCGAGCGGCCGCCGCGCGCGCCCCGCCUGCAGCCCGGGCCGACGAGGCGAGCACUCCUUAUGCAAAACGCGCAGCGGAGCGGCGAGCGGGGGACGCCGCGCACCCAGCCGGGCUCUUCUGGCUUCGCCGCCGCCGCCACCGCAGCCCGCAGAGGACCUUCCCGAGCCUGAAGCCGCCGGCUCGGCGCGCUAGGAGGCGAGCAGGCGAGGAGGGGCCGGGGCGAUCGAGCAAGCACAUUGGCGUGAGCAGCGGGGAGGGAGGGCGGGCGCGGGGGGCGCGGGCAGGGCGGGGGGGGGGUGUGUGCGCGCUCGGAGGUUUCGGGCCAGCCACCGCCGCGCGAGCUAGAAGCGCCCCAGCCCGGCAAGCUGGCUCACCCGCUGGCCACCCAGCACAGCCCGCUGGCCCCUCUCCUGCAGCCCAUCUGGCGGAGCGGCGGCGGCGGCGGCGGCAGGAGAAUGGCAUCAGAACUGGCAAUGAGCAACUCCGACCUGCCCACCAGUCCCCUGGCCAUGGAAUAUGUUAAUGACUUCGAUCUGAUGAAGUUUGAAGUGAAAAAGGAACCGGUGGAGACCGACCGCAUCAUCAGCCAGUGUGGCCGUCUCAUCGCCGGGGGCUCGCUGUCCUCCACCCCCAUGAGCACGCCGUGCAGCUCGGUGCCCCCUUCCCCCAGCUUCUCGGCGCCCAGCCCGGGCUCGGGCAGCGAGCAGAAGACGCACCUGGAAGACUACUACUGGAUGACCGGCUACCCGCAGCAGCUGAACCCCGAGGCGCUGGGCUUCAGCCCCGAGGACGCGGUCGAGGCGCUCAUCAGCAACAGCCACCAGCUCCAGGGCGGCUUCGAUGGCUACGCGCGCGGGGCGCAGCAGCUGGCCUCGGCGGCCGGAGCCGGCGCUGGCGCCUCCCUGGGCGGCAGCGGCGAGGAGAUGGGCCCCGCCGCCGCCGUGGUGUCCGCCGUGAUCGCCGCGGCCGCCGCGCAGAGCGGCGCGGGCCCGCACUACCACCACCACCACCACCACCACGCCGCCGGCCACCACCAUCACCCGACGGCCGGCGCGCCCGGCGCCGCGGGCAGCGCGUCCGCCUCGGCCGGUGGCGCGGGCGGCUCGGGCGGCGGCGGCCCGGCCAGCGCCGGCGGCGGCGGAGGCGGCGGCGGCGGCGGCGGCGGGGGCGCGGCGGGGGCGGGGGGCGCCCUGCACCCGCACCACGCCGCCGGCGGCCUGCACUUCGACGACCGCUUCUCCGACGAGCAGCUGGUGACCAUGUCGGUGCGCGAGCUGAACCGGCAGCUGCGCGGGGUCAGCAAGGAGGAGGUGAUCCGGCUGAAGCAGAAGAGGCGGACCCUGAAAAACCGCGGCUAUGCCCAGUCCUGCCGCUUCAAGAGGGUGCAGCAGAGGCACGUCCUGGAGUCCGAGAAGAACCAGCUGCUGCAGCAGGUCGACCACCUCAAGCAGGAGAUCUCCAGGCUGGUGCGCGAGAGGGACGCGUACAAGGAGAAAUACGAGAAGCUGGUGAGCAGCGGCUUCCGAGAAAACGGCUCGAGCAGCGACAACCCGUCCUCUCCCGAGUUUUUCAUAACUGAGCCCACUCACAGGUUGGAGGCAUGGGUGGGAUACACCACAUUUUGGAAGCCCCACAGCAUCAUGUGCCUACCCGUUUAUCCACAAAACGAAAUUUACGUGAGAACUGUAUUUUUCUUAUUUUUAUUACUAUCAGCAGUCAUGGAAAACAGCCUACCCCAGGCUUCUGUUUAGUUUCCUUUUUUAAAAAAUAAAUGUGUUAAGAGAUGAAAGCUAUUAAAUGUAGAAGCUCCAUGCUAAUUAACCGUGCCUCCUGUCUGAGGGCCAUGCAGACCCACAGAAAAGCGCGCUGGUGUUUCUGACUUUACGAUGCGCCAGACUGAAUAGGUGCGAUUGUUUUCAACCUGUAAUAUUGGUUUAAAAAAAAAAAAAAAAAUCCACCGAAAUUUACAAGAUACAGGCGUUGAUAUGAAGGGAAGUGUACAGAAGGUUAACAGCUAGCAUUUUUAAAGCCUAUGUAGACAUGCACACUCUAAACAGUACUUUUUCACGCUUCCUGGUUUCUCUGGCAGAUAAUUUUACUAA